Coregonus sp. 'balchen' is the source of this 25055-nucleotide messenger RNA. NCBI's taxonomy places the organism in Eukaryota, Metazoa, Chordata, Actinopteri, Salmoniformes, Salmonidae. The record is from the annotation of a GenBank genome assembly.
AUGGAGGUGGCCUGUACCAUGGUGUGUCCUAAAGCUAACCAGGAAGUGAUUAUCACCCAGCCUGACGGCAAGGAGACACAGACACAGAAGUGUGAGAAGUGUGAAGGGGAAUGUCCAAAAGGUUUGUGUGUGUUUUAUGUUUGAGUUCGUAUGUGUUAUGAUGGUGGUGGUGUGUGUGUGUGUGUGUGUGUGUGUGUGUGUUAACAUUUGCAUGUGUGCGUAUUCACCCUGACUGUAUCUAUAUGUGUUCCAGUGUGCUAUGGGCUGGGCAUGGGUGAUCUCCAGGGCUCCUCCUGGGUGAGCUCCUCCAACGUGGCCCAGUUCACUGGCUGCAAUAAGAUCUAUGGCAGUCUGGCUUUCCUACCUCAGAGCUUCACAGGGUAACUGCUUUACGUCUCUUUUUUACCUUAUAUAUGGCCCACUAAGAGAGGGGGAUGUGUCUGUUACCAGCAGCCACUAAAAACCUGGGUUCAACCUGGGCGAGGUUUUCAGUUUACAGGCAAGCUCAAUCCAGAAAUCAGGUCCGAGCCUCUUGCCCAUUAUUGUGCCAUCUCCAUGCAAGCCAUUGCGUGCUAACACCAGAAAGAGUCAACAAGGGACUUCUUCCUGUAAAUAACUAGUAUGGAAGAACUUGCCACAUUCACGCUUCCUCACGGGAAGCAAUCGCUUGCUGAAUCUCUCGGUUUCAAACCUUUCUGGCACUAGCACGCACUGCCUAGCUCUUAGGACACUUUGCGGUAUUUUGUUUUUUUUAUGUAUUAUUUUUUACAUUAUUAGUUCAGAAAGUGUUUUGUAUCAUUACAUACAGCCGGGAAAAACUAUUGGAUAUCAGAGCGGCGGUAACUCACCAGCAUUACGACCAGGAAUACGACAUUCCCGAAGCAGAUCCUUUGUUUGCUCUCCCCAGGGCAAUUGAACUGAUUCCAGCGGCUGACCCAAAACAUCACCGGCGGAGGAGAGGCACUCGGAGCGGCCUGCUGGUUCGACUUAGGAGGCGCGCACACCACCCACCGCUUCCAAGUAUAUUACUCGCUAAUGUUCAGUCUUUGGAUAAGGUCGACGAGCUCAGGGCAAGGAUUUCUUUCCAGAGAGACAUCAGGGCCUGUAACAUACUUUGUUUCACGGAAACAUGGCUCUCUCGGGAUAUUCUGUCGAACUCGGUCCAGCCAGAUGGGUUCAUAGUGCAGAAAUAAAUAAAUAUCUCUCUUGGAAGCAGAAGGGCGGAGAUGUGUGUUUCAUGAUUAACGACUCAUGGUGUAAUUGUAGUAACAUACAGGAACUCAAGUCCUUUUGUUAACCCGACAUAGAAUACCUCACAAUCAAAUGCCGACCGUAUUAUCUCCCAAGAGAAUUUUCUUCGGUUAUAGUCACGCAUAUCCCCCCUCAAGCUGAUACCACGACGGCCCUCAAAUAACUUCACUGGACUUUAUUCAAACUGGAAACCACAUAUCCUGAGGCUGCAUUUAUUGUAGCUGGGGAUUUUAACAAAGCAAAUUUGAGAACUAGGCUGCCGAAGUUCUAUCAACAUAUCGACUGUUGUACACGGGCUGCAAAAAUUCUCGACCAUUGCUAUUCGAUCUUCCGGGAUGGUUAUAAGGCCCUCCCCCACCCUCCUUUCGGCAAAUCUGACAAUGUCUCCAUUUUGCUCCUCCCUUCCUAUAGGCAGAAACUCAAACAGGAAGUACCCGUGCGUGAAUCCACGCUUAAAGAUUGUUUUGAUCACGCGGACUGGGAUAUGUUCCGGGUAGCUUGCGAAAAUAAUUUAGACUAAUACACUGAAUCGGUGACUGAGUUUAUCAGGAAGUGUAUAGGAGAUGUUGUGCCCAAUGUAACUAUUAAAACCUAGCCUAACGAGAAACCGUGGAUAGAUGGCAGCAUUUGCGCAAAACUGAAAGCGCGAACCACCGCAUUUAACCAUGGCAAGGUGACUGGGAAUAUGGCAGAAUACAAACAGUGUAGCUACUCACUCCGCAAGGCAAUUAAACAGGCAAAACAUCAGUAUAGAGACAAAGUGGAGUCGCAAUUCAAUGGCUCAGACACGAGACGUAUGUGGCAGGGUCUACAGACAAUCAUGGAAUACAAAAGGAAAACUAGCCACGUCGCCGACACAGACGUCUUGCUUCCGGACAAGCUAAACACCUUCUUUGCCCGCUUUGAGGAUAACACAGUGCCACCGACCCGGCUCACUACCAAGGACUCUGGGCUCUCCUCCGUGGCCAACGUGAGUAAGACAUUUAAGCAUGUCAACCCCCACAAGGCUGCUGUCCCAGACGGCAUCCCUAGCCGCAUCCUCAGAGCAUGCGCAGACCAGCUGGCUGGUGUGUUUACGGACAUAUUCAAUCUCUCCCUAUCCCAGUCUGCUGUCCCCACAUGCUUCAAGAUGGUCACCAUUGUUCUUGUACCCAAGAAAGCAAAGGUAACUGAACUAAGUGACUAUCGCCCCGAAGCACUCACGUCUGUCAUCAUGAAGUGCUUUGAGAGACUAGUCAAGGAUCACCUCUACCUUACCUGUCACCCUAGACACACUUCAAUUAUCUUACCGCCCAAAUAGAUCCACAGACGAUGCAAUUGCCAUCACUCUGCACACUGCCCUAUCCCAUCUGGACAAGAGGAAUACCUAUGUAAGAAUGCUGUUCAUUGACUAUAGCUCAGCAUUCAACACCAUAGUACCCUCCAAGCUCAUCAUUAAGCUCGAGGUCCUGGGUCUGAACCCCGCCCUGUGCAACUGGGUCCUGGACUUCCUGACAGGCCGCCCCCCAGGUGGUGAAUGUAGGAAACAACAUCUCCACUUCGCUGAUUCUCAACACUGGGGUCCCUCAAGGGUGCGUGCUCAGCCCCCUCCUGUACUCCCUGUUCACUCAUGACUGCGUGGCCAGGCACGCCUCCAACUCAAUCAUCAAGUUUGCAGACGACACAACAGUAGUAGGCUUGAUUACCAACAAUGACGAGACAGCCUACAGGGAGGAGGUGAGGGCUCUGGGAGUGUGGUGCCAGGAAAAUAACCUCUCACUCAACAUCAACAAAACAAAGGAGAUGAUCGUGGACUUCAGGAAAUAGCAGAGGGUGCACCCCCCUAUCUAAAUCGACGGGACCGCAGUGGAGAAGGUGGAAAGCUUCAAGUUCCUUGGCGUACACAUCACUGACGAACUGAAAUGAUCCACCCACGCAGACAGUGUGGUGAAGAAGGCGCAACAGAGCCUCUUCAACCUCAGGAGGCUGAAGAAAUGUGGCUUGGCACCUAAAACUUUUACAGAUGCACAAUUGAGAGCAUCCUGUCGGGCUGUAUCACCGCCUGGUACGGCAACUGCACCGCCCGCAACCGCGGGGCUCUCCAGAGGGUGGUGCGGUCUGCCGAACGCAUUACCGGGGGCAAACUACCCGCCCUCCAGGACACCUACAGCACCCGAUGUCACAGGAAGGCCAAAAAGAUCAUCAAGAACAUCAACCACCCGAGCCCCUGCCUGUUCACCUCGCUAUCAUCCAGAAGGCGAGGUCAGUACAGGUGCAUCAAAGCUGGGACUGAGAGACUGAAAAACAGCUUCUAUCUCAAGGCCAUCAGACUGUUAAAAGCCAUCACUAGCACAUUAGAGGCUGCUGCUGCCUAUUGAAAUCACUGGCCACUUUAAGAAAUGGAACACUAGUCACUUUAAUAAUGUUUACAUAUCUUGCAUUACUCAUCUCAUAUUUAUAUACUGUAUUCUAUAAUAUUCUACUGUAUCUUAGUCCAUGCCGCUCUGUCAUUGCUCGUCCAUAUAUAUAUAUAUUCUUCGUUUUUUUCAAUUGCUUACACACUAAAAUUAAAACUUUCCCACAAUUAGCAAAACCUUACACUCAAAGAACAAAACACUGGCCUAGAUUUGCACAACUGUAAGCACAUUGUCAGCUUCACACUUUUUGAAAAAUAUUAAACACACUUGUAUGCAUUUGACACAGAAAUGUAUCAUGAUGUCAUUUCCGUGCAAUUUCAAAGCAAAGGCUUUCAAAUGAACACACCCAUUAACCAAUUGGUUAAACACAGCCACCAGGUGUGCACACACACUGGUACUUAAUUGUAGACACACCGAUCAGGUUUAAGCACUAUAAAAAGGCAACAGGUAAGUUCACCUGUCUUCAAAAAAAAUUGACGGUGUCAGAGGAAGAUGAAGGGCGAGAGGAAGACCUGGAGGAGGGGUAGGACAUACACAAAGAAGAAGACAACCAAAUCUGUGUAACGAAAUUUUUGCUACAAUUGUGGACCAUGUAAUAAACCACGGACUAACACUGAGGGAGGCUGGACUGAGAGUACAGCCUAACCUAAGCAGGUACACGGUGGCAUCAAUAGUUCGGACAUUUCGUCAAGAGCACAGGUGAGAAACGUAUAUUCUGUCAACAGAAAAUCCAUUGCUUACUGCAUGUACUAUAUCAACAGUUUUGGUAUCUAUUCCUGUAUCAUUUUACAGUAAGCUACAUGUAUUUUGUUUGGCCAACAUAAGAUUGAAUGUCGAGAACACCAAGGAGGGAAGGGCCCCAUAUUCACACAGGAGCGAGAGAGAGAUCAUAAACCUCGUUUUGGCCAAUAAUGCAAUCAGACUUAGAGAAAUUCAAGCCCAUAUUGUCAAUGAUCACCGAAUUUUCAAUAAUGUCCAACUGGUCUCUCUGUCAACAAUAGCCCGUAUCCUUAAAAAAUAUCAAAUUCUGAUGAAACAACUGUAUAAAGUGCCAUUUGAAAGAAAUUCAGACAGGGUGAAAGGCCUGCGGCGUGAAUAUGUGGUGGUACGUUUUGUUCAUUGACUGUAGUAUUGUGUACUGCACACAUAACCUUUUUACUGUACACUGUACAUAGCAGACCUACAGUAAAUUGAUCUACACAAUGUGAUCUUUUGCUGUAUUUCAGAGAGUUUUGCAAAUGGAUGCGGAGGAAGUCCCGCAUGAGUUUAUAUACAUUGAUGAGGCUGGAUUUAACCUGACAACAGUGAGAAGAAGGGGAAGAAACAUAAUUGGCCACAGGGCUAUUGUCAAUGUACCAGGGUAACGUGGGGGUAACAUUACCCUUUGUGCUGCCAUUACACAGAAUGGGGUCCUCCACCGCCAUGCCAACUUGGGUCCUUACAACACUGACCUCAUUCUUACAUUUUUAGACAGAUUACACAAUAUUAUCACAGCAGCAAACCAAAGGGACCAGAUGCAAUACAUUGUCGUCUGGGACAAUGUAGCUUUCCAUCGUUCUGCUCUGGUCCAAAACUGGUUUCAUCAACACCCACAAUUUACAGUUCAAUACCUUCCACCAAACUCCCCCUUCCUAAACCCCAUCAAGGAGUUAUUCUCAGCAUGGCGGUGGAAGGUUUAUGAUCUCCGGCCCUAUGUCCAGAUGGCCCUCAUUCAAGCUACGGUGGAAGCAUGUGAUCAAAUUGAAGCAGCAUCCAUACAAGGGUGGAUUUGUCAAUCCAAAAGAUUCUUCCCACGUUGCCUUGCAAAUGAAAAUAUAGCCUGUGAUGUUGACGAGGCCCUGUGGCCAGAUCGAGCUAGGCGGAGAGAUGUUUAGAUUAUUUUUAUUUUUUAUUCGGUACUGAACUGGAUAUGUAAUUUAUGUUACAGUAUUACUGUAAGCUUACAGUACAAUGGUACGUUCAGUAAUACUGUAUGAAAACUGGAAAAUGUUUUGUUAUGAAUGUUUUGUUGAAAUGUUCAGUAUUGACUGACUUAAGUACAUGAAAAUAAAUACAUAUUUUCAUUAGUCUGCACAAUUGGUGUCAUGUGGUGUUGGUGAAUUUAUUUUUACACUUUCUCUAUGUAAAUGCUAAAAGUGUUUUAGGUUGAGCACAGGAGUGUUUAACUGAUUCAAACAGAAUCAGACCAUAUGAUGGUUGGGUUUAUGUUAUGAUGACAAAAUAAGGUUUUUAUAAGACAUUGUAUAGUUUUGACAAAAGUGUUCAAUUUUGCAAAUGAUCUGAGGUGUUGUGCUACUUUGGUGUAGUGUUGUGCUAAUUGUGUGAAGGGGUUUGAAAAACCGGGCCCUGUUUUCAAAAUUGUGCUUAAGCAAUUGAAAAAAACUGUGAUUCCAUUCCUUACUUAGAUUUGUGUGUAUUAGGUAUAUGUUGUGAAAUUGUUAGAUAUUACUUGUUAGAUAUUACUGCACUGUCGGAGCUAGAAGCACAAGCAUUUCGCUACACCUGCAAUAACAUCUGCUAAACACGUGUAUGUAACAAAUACAAUUUGAUUUGAUUUGAUAAUGGGCAAGUGGCUAUUGUGUAGCAGUAUCACCCUCCUGGGUGAUGUCAUGGCAGCUAUUUUAUGCCUGAAAGCUCACAUCACAUUAGCUGUCACAUGUUGAGUUGUUAUGAUGGUGUUAAUGUCCAUAUUGACCACACGCAUGUGUGAUCUCUGUGUUCCUUUGUCCAGGGACCCAUUGGCUAACAUGACAGGCCUGACCCUCAGUGAGCUGGAUGCAUUUAAGAAUUUGGAGGAGAUCACAGGUACUGAACACACGCAUACACAUGCAUGUACACGUAAACACACAUACACACACAUGCGCGCACACGCAUAUAUACGUACAUGCAUGCAUGUGCAUAUAAAAGGAAUGCACACACACUCGCACAAAUGCACACACGUACCCGCACACAUGCACUCACACGCACAAACAUGCACAGCCAUUUACACACACAAACUCUUUACUUUUUUGGGGGACAGCAUUGAUUCUGUAUGCGUGUGUGGUGUGUGUUUCUGUUCCCUACAGGAUAUCUGUACAUUGAUGCGUGGCCAGCCAACUGGACUAACCUGAGUGUGUUUGAGAACCUGAAAGUGAUCCGAGGAAGGAUGCUCUAUAAGUAAGUCUGUAAAACCAUCCAUCUGUCUGUUUGUCUCCGCCAUGUCAUUACAGUAUUAUGUCUGUUUGUCAGUCCGCCGGCCAGUCCGUCUGUUCACUAGUUUCAGUCUACUAAUGUUUCAUGAAGUCUGUCUUAUAUAAUACUUUUUGUCUGUCUGUUUGUCUUGCCAGUCAAUGUCAAUUAUGUCUAUCUACCUGUCUCGCUGUCUCUUUAUCUGUCUGCCUGCCUGCCUGUCUAGGUUUGUCCUCAUUAUAUGUGUCCAUGUUAUAUGUAUGUCUGUCUGGUCAAGGAUCCCAUGAACUUUGGGUUCAAAAAGCUAAUGAUUACCUAGCACAGCUGCCUGAGGCUGCAGGGUGAUAUUGUAAAUAUUGCAGGUUAGAGUGGAUGGAAGUCUGUACAAUUGCUACUGGAGCAUGCUGUGUUGAUCUGAGAAUGUUCUUGUACUUUAUGGCGUUUUUUGCUUUCAGUUUUCUGUCAAGCUAUCUACUCUUUCACUCCUCCCCUUACCCUUCUUCUACCAUCGUUCUCUCUCCUCUUAACCCCAUUUUCUCCUCCAACAUUUUUCACUCCCAAAAAUAGCUCUAAAUGUUCUAAAUAACGGGAGCUCCGAUACUAAACCUCCGAUACUAUACCGAUUGCAUUGUGUGUGGUGCGUGUAUUGUGCUGUAACUAAAUCUGCUGUUAAACUAAAGUCCCUCAUCACGGAAAUUGUAAAACAAAAAAAAUUACAACAUAAGUCGCGCUGCAGAUUAUAACUUUACUUACAGUGUGUUAGCUCACAGCGCAGGUGUCUUUGCCCAUACUACUAAAUUAAUAAAUGUACUACCUCCUCUCUUUCCUUUAGGGGUGUGUUCUCUCUGGGGGUCCAGUCAAUACAGAUCCGUUCUCUGGGUCUGCGUUCGCUCAGGAGCAUCAGUGGGGGUCUGGUCCUGCUCCACAACAACCCCCAACUCUGCUACACCCAGGACCUGCCCUGGGGGACCCUGCUGCACCCCACCCAGGGGCCCCACCGAAUCGUCAAUGCCAACCAGGACCCCCAGGAGUGUGGUAUGCAUAACACGCACACAUUCAUGAAUGAAAACAAGCAGCACACGUGCAUGCUAAUAUGCACAUUUUGUGGAUGGUUAUGCCUGUGUGUGUAUGGUGGUUGUGUGUUGAGAGGGAAGAAACAUCAGCAUGUGUGUGUGUUCGUGUGUGUGUGUGCAUUCAUGUGUGUGAAUAUGUUAGUACUUUCCAUGUGGCACCAAAAGCUGUGUCCUUGGUGAUCAGUAAAGUUUAUUUAAUCUAAUUUAAUUAUUCUGGUCUUCUCCUCCUAGUGGUGGAGGGCCGUGUGUGUCACCUGCUGUGUGCUAAGGGCUGCUGGGGGCCAGGGCCCAGUCAGUGUGUGGCCUGUGUGAAAUUCCAGCGCGGGAAGGAGUGCGUGGAGGAGUGCGACAUCUAUCAGGGGUGAGAGACGGUCAAACAACCUGUCACACACACAUACGCACAUACACACACGUUCUCCCGGCUUCUAUGGCUGGAGAAUAAGUAGGAGUGUGUGGAGGAGUGCGAUAUCUUUCAGGCAUGAGAGACAAAUGGGGUGCCGUUUGUAACAGCUGUAUGUUAUGAAAAAGGUGCAUUUUGUGCCAUGAAAUGCAAAUAUUGCCAUCUUUUGCAUCCACAAAAUGGAGAUGGUCAAAAAUGAACGGGGAGUGUACUGUAUGUCAGAGCAAAUCAAUUCAAAUGCAGAAAUGAUAAAGCAUUUAGCCAAUCAAUCGAAAAGCUUUUAUUGUUGAAUCUGCCCUCUGGUUCCUUUGGUUGAUCCAGACCAAAGCAGCUUGUACGCGCAUGCGCCAUCGCGCACAUGUUGAUUUUGUCCAUCAUGACAUGCAGGUUAAAAUAUCUAAACCAACUGUGAACCAAGUAUAUUAAUUUGGGGGCAUGUCGGAAACACACAUGAAACAUUCAUGGACUUUUAGCUAGCUUGCUAUGGCUAGCCAAUUUGUCUUGGGAGAUGAACAUUGGGGGGGGGGGGGGCAGAUUGGCUGUACUGACUUCAGACGAGUCUCCUGACACUUGUGGGGGUCGUAGAGCAAAACAGAGAACAUUGUGUUCGUGAGAGUCUCAUGGUCUGACAAACACCACUCUAGCUCUGUCACCUUUCACCGCAGAUGCGGAACUGUUACAUAGGCGGAUGCGGUGGAUUGAGACGCAUCCAAUCCAGGGGUGCGGACAUCAACCUUAGGGGGUUAAACAACUAAUGAAUUCCAUUUAAAAAGAACAGAAUAUCAUAUUUUGGGUUUUAUUAAAAAGGUCAAAUAGGGGGUGCUUAUAUUUGGCCUGUUUCACACAUGUACAAUUGUGUGGUGUGAAAUGGAAAUGUGUUUUUUCUAUGCAUAUCCCACUCCCCCUGAAACGCCUUCGGAGAGUCGGGUCACGGCUAAGGAUCAGCCAUUAUUGACGGCGACCCUGGAGCAAUUAGGGUUAAGUGCAGAUUUUUCACCUAGUCGGCUCGGGGAUUCGAACUAGUAUCCUUUCGGUUACUGGCCAAAAGCUCUAACCGCUAGGCUACCCUAUGGCUAUGCUGCUGCAAGUGCUGAUGUGUAGAAUGCAUGGAAUAGCGGUUAUAUUUUGAAAUAGAGCCCAUGCCUUAAUUUUAAAGAGUUGUUUGGCAAAUGUAUGUGUUUUAGGAACCUUAGAACCUUCUCUUUCCAAUAGGUUAUGAAAUCAAAACGUCUUACCUGCAUGAAGCAUGAUUUAAAACAUUUGCUUUUUGGCAAGCUGAGUUCCCUUCUUUGUCAAUUAGGCUACCCACGCUGCGCUGCAGUCUCUUCAUUCACAAGGCAAUUUAUAAUAUUGUCAUCCAUCAGACUAUUGUCAUCUUGCCUUUAGCCUAUAUUUAUUAUUAUAGGCCUGUGUGAAAUUAGUUUUCGAUAUAGUUUAGGUGUAGUUUUGAUGGGCCAUUGUCAGAUGGCAGCCUACUGUUAGGUGAAGGAAGGGGGGAAAAUUACAUGUCCUCCUAAAACUGCUUAUAACACAAACUCUGUUUGUGAUAGCGAAAUUCAAAUGAAUAGACUUAUUUAGGAAAAGUCAAGGAUGGGGGGACAUGACCAUAAAUGGCAGAGUAAUUAAAUUGUUAAAUUAAUGUGACCUUAAAAUGAUGCUCUCGGCCCUUCUAGUGUUAAUCGACAGAUAAAAGGGGAAACCUAGUUAGUUUUUAGUUAGUUAUCUAUGAUUAACCUUUUGACGUGUACGAUCACAUAUUCCUGAUUGUUGAGUGGUCCCUGUAGCAUACCAUCGCAAUUAUGUGAUUGGAAUAGUAGCAACAGAACGUAUGAUGCAACAAACGUGUCUACACAGCAGUGUUGUCUGAAAAGCAUCUAAACAAUGUUUUGUACUGAUGGAAAAUAAAGGUCUUCAAAAUGUAAUUCCUCAAUUUCACCUUUUAUUGUAAAAGAUAAAUGCAAACUUCAUCAUCUAAGCAUCACACGGAACACAUCCUCAGCCAAACUCAUUCCAUAAACCAGUCUAAAUAACAGGUUGCGCUGACAAAAAACUAAAACAAAAGUUAGUGACCUAACAGCUAGACUUGUUUACAAUGUACCACAUCUCUGGUGAGCACAAGGGAGAAAUGUAAUAUUGUUUAGAAAAGAGAUAUGUGUCAGCUAAGCUAACAGUGGCUAAAUUCUUUAUGAUGGCAGCCAUGUUUGUUUAUGUUUGACAAGCCAUUCACUAUAAGACGCAAAUAAACAAAGUCAAAGAUGGCUGCGCCCAUUGCCCGAAUAAGAUCAAUUUAGUUUGGCCACUUUUCAGCAUAUUUCAAAUAUUUGAUGUGCUCGUUACAGUGUAUACAAGAACCGGAACACAUGACUAGACAAGUCGUUUACUGUUUUUGACAAAUCACAAAGCAAAUAAAAUAUUAUCACCUCACAGAUUAUCACCUCAAAUACAAGCCUACUGCCUAGCCUAGCCAUAGUGCAAAAGCUAAACAGGGUUGCCUGAUUUGGGUGAAACCAUUUUAGGGAGGGUUGUAGUCAGUAAUACUUGAAGUUUAUACAAAUGUAACCACGUUUUGGAAGGAGAUCGAUAACUGGUCCACCCAUGUAACAUUCAGACGGUAAAUCACACCAAAGCAUAAACCUAGAUACUCCUGUCUAGCUCCAUAGUUUACGAUAACCCAUUAUAUCUACAACCUCGCCUCACUCAUGCCACGGUCUGUGCACACAAUAUAGCUGACUACUCGCACUGUAAUGGUUUUGACUUGAGGUUAUUGUUUGUUAGGGGUGCCAGGUAGGUUGUGCAUACCAGAGAAAAUAUUGAUUUCUCCUUUUUGUUUGUGAGGAAAUUAGUCCCUUCCGUUCCGUCAAGUUUACACCAAUACAAAGGACUCAUGUAAAAGUCAGUAUGGAAAUACACUUUUCAUAAACCCUUAAAACAUUGUAAAUAACUUCAAAACAACUGUGUACUUUUGUGUUGGUUGUAUUACCAAAAUAAAUGAUAUCACACAUAAUAAUGUCACAACACAAUGAUCUCUGAUUCCUCAAGAAAAGUCUCGUACCUCAGGCCUUAAAAGAGUCCAGCCCGGUAAAUGAGUUAAAGUGAACUCAAGUAACCUCAGUCACGCAAUUGUCCUUCCUUAAAGUGAUGCGUAAAACCAGUUUAAUUCAUACAAUCAGAUUGCAAUAAACUCCCAUUUCACACACAAUAAAGAGUAUCAGAAAUCUCAGUAGUCUUCAACUACAACUGAACACAUAAAUCAACACGGUAUACAGUGAGGGAAAAAAGGAUUUGAUCCCCUGCUGAUUUUGUACGUUUGCCCACUGACAAAGAAAUGAUCAGUCUAUAAUUUUAAUGGUAGGUUUAUUUGAACAGUGAGAAACAGAAUAACAACAAAAAAAUCCAGAAAACGCAUGUCAAAAAUGUUAUAAAUUGAUUUGCAUUUUAAUGAGGGAAAUAAGUAUUUGACCCCCUCUCAAUCAGAAAGAUUUCUGGCUCCCAGGUGUCUUUUAUACAGGUAACGAGCUGAGAUUAGGAGCACACUCUUAAAGGGAGUGCUCCUAAUCUCAGUUUGUUACCUGUAUAAAAGACACCUGUCCACAGAAACAAUCAAUCAAUCAGAUUUCAAACUCUCCACCAUGGCCAAGACCAAAGAGCUCUCCAAGGAUGUCAGGGACAAGAUUGUAGACCUACACAAGGCUGGAAUGGGCUACAAGACCAUCGCCAAGCAGCCUGGUGAGAAGGUAACAACAGUUGGUGCGAUUAUUCGCAAAUGGAAGAAACACAAAAUAACUGUCAAUUUCCCUCGGUCUGGGGCUCCAUGCAAGAUCUCACCUCGUGGAGUUGCAAUGAUCAUGAGAACGGUGAGGAAUCAGCCCAGAACUACACGGGAGGAUCUUGUCAAUGAUCUCAAGGCAGUUGGGACCAUAGUCACCAAGAAAACAAUUGGUAACACACUACGCCGUGAAGGACUGAAAUCCUGCAGCGCCCGCAAGGUCCCCCUGCUCAAGAAAGCACAUAUACAGGGCCGUCUGAAGUUUGCCAAUGAACAUCUGAAUGAUUCAGAGGAGAACUGGGUGAAAGUGUUGUGGUCAGAUGAGACCAAAAUCGAGCUCUUUGGCAUCAACUCAACUCGCCGUGUUUGGAGGAGGAGGAAUGCUGUCUAUGACCCCAAGAACACCAUCCCCACCAUCAAACAUGGAGGUGGAAACAUUAUGCUUUGGGGGUGUUUUUCUGCUAAGGGGACAGGACAACUUCACCGCAUCAAAGGGACGAUGGACGGGGCCAUGUACCGUCAAAUCUUGGGUGAGAACCUCCUUCCCUCAGCCAGGGCAUUGAAAAUGGGUCAUGGAUGGGUAUUUCAGCAUGACAAUGACCCAAAACACACGGCCAAGGCAACAAAGGAGUGGCUCAAGAAGAAGCACAUUAAGGUCCUGGAGUGGCCUAGGCAGUCUCCAGACCUUAAUCCCAUAGAACAUCUGUGGAGGGAGCUGAAUGUUCGAGUUGCCAAACGUCAGCCUCGAAACCUUAAUGACUUGGAUUUUUUUUUUGUUAUUCUGUCUCUCACUGUUCAAAUAAACCUACCAUUAAAAUUAUAGACUGAUCAUGUCUUUGUCAGUGGGCAAACGUACAAAAUCAGCAGGGGAUCAAAUACUUUUUUUCCCUCACUGUAAAUCACCCCAAAACAAAUGAUAUACCGUAUGCAAAAAAGUUGUAGUCAGAUCGGUAGUUCAACAAUAGACAUAAGUAGAGCUGAUACUGAUUGAUCCUGCGACACAGCUACAGUACACACUUUUAAAUACAGCAAAACAAUCAGGGUAUCAACGAGCUUCCAAGCUGGGGGUUGAACACUUCCUGACUUGAUCCACCCUGUUCUCACUCUCUUCCGCCUCGACCAGGCUAAAACCUAUCCAAGUCAUAAUGUUCACCGCAUUUGAUGAUUGCAAAAUAUCUUCCUCGCUUGGUGAUGAGGCAGGCAUCUGUAGACUACAUGUCCAGUGGUGAUAAUACGUUGACAUGAUGAUAAAAUAUACGCACCGCUGUAGCCUAGUUUUUCCAGGGGAGAACAAAUUAAAUGAAUUUAAAAAAUGAAUAACAAGUAUUUAGGAUGCCAGCAUUUCCCUUAGCUAUGGUCGACAUAUGUAUUAUAUGCUCUCACUUUGUUUGUUCGCCACUAUUGUAUCAAACACACCGGACAUAACACCUGAGCUACAGGGGGUUAUGAAAUAACAUAUGGAAUCAUGUAGUAACCAAAAAAGACAAAUCAAAAUAUGUUCUAUAUUUGAGAUUCUUCAAAUAGCCACCCUUUGCCUUGAUGACAGCUUUGCACAUACUUGGCAUUCUCUCAACCAGCUUCACCUGGAAUGCUUUUCCAACAGUCUUGAAGGAGUUCCCACAUAUGCUGAGCAUGAUAGUCCCACUAAGCCCAAACCAGAUGGGAUGGUGUAUCGCUGCAGAAUGCUGUGGUAGCCAUGCUGGUUAAGUGUGCCUUGUAUUUUAAAUAAAUCACAGUGUCACCAGCAAAGCACCCCCACACCAUAACACCUCCUCCUCCAUGCUUUAUGGUGGGAAAUACACAUGCGGAGAUCAUCCAUUCACCCACUCCGCGUCUCAGAAAGACACAGCGGUUGGAACCAAAAUCUCCAAUUUGGACUCCAGACCAAAGGACACAUUUCCAGCGGUCUAAUGUCCAUUGCUCGUGUUUCUUGGCCCAAGCAAGUCUCUUCUUCUUAUUGGUGUCCUUUAGUAGUGGUUUCUUUGCAGCAAUUCGACCAUGAAGGCCUGAUUCACAUAGUCUCCUCUGAACAGUUGAUGUUGAGAUGUGUCUGUUACUUGAACUCUGUGAAGCAUUUAUUUGAGCUGCAAUUUCUGAGGCUGGUAACUCUAAUGAACUUAUUCUCUGCAGCAGAGGUAACUCUGGGUCUUCCAUUCCUGUGGCGGUCCUCGUGAGAGCCAGUUUCAUCAUAGCGCUUGAUGGUUUUUGCAACUGCACUUGAAGAAACUUUCAAAGUUCUUGAGAUUUUCCAUAUUGACCUUCAUGUCUUAAAGCAAUGAUGGACUGUCGUUUCUCUUUGCUUAUUUGAGCUGUUCUUGCCAUAAUAUGGACUUGGUCUUUUACCAAAUAGGGCUAUCUUCUGUAUACCACCCCUACGUUGUCACAACACUACUGAUUGGCUCAAACGCAUUAAGAAGGAAAGAAAUUCCACAAAUGAACUUUUAAGAAGGCACACCUGUUAAUUGAAAUGCAAUCCAGGUGACUACCUCAUGAAGCUAGUUGAGAGAAUGCCAAGCGUGUGCAAAGCUGUCAUCAAGGCAAAGGGUGGCUAUUUGAAGAAUCUCAAAUAUAAAAUAUAUUUUGAUUUGUUUAACACUUUUUUGGUUUUGAUGUCUUCACUAUUAUUCUACAAUGUAAAAAUAAAGAAAAACCCUUGAAUGAGUAGGUGUGUCCAAACUUUUGACUGGUAGUGUACAUGUAGUUGGGGUAAAAGUGACAAGGCAAUCAGGAUAGAUAAUAAACAGAGUAGCAGCAGCGAGUGUGAAAGUGUGUGUGUGUGUGUGUGUGUGUGUGUGUGUGUGUGUUUGUUUUGUGUGUGUGUGUGUGUGAGCAUAUGUAGUGUGUGUGUUGUUCAUUAGGACACACAAUGGAUAAUGUUAAAUGUUUUGCAACAGAAAACAUAAAUCCAGCCCUGGUAGUUCCUCCCUGUUUCAGUCUGUUUUAUUCUGUUUGGUGUCUAAUGAACACGACCCUGCAUUAUGUAGCUCUGGUCAAAAGUAGGGCACUGUAUAGACGGGUGGGUUGUCUAGCAACAAAACUGAUUCGUGCACAACUUUGAGGAAAAAUAGACAGGGUUGGCUUACAUUCAAAGGAUUAUUGACAACAUGUAAACUACCUUUUGUCUCCAAAUGUUUAUUGAAAACACAAAACAAUUUGCACAAUAAGCACUUGUUGUUUCUCAAAUACAUCGCUACAGUUGUUGGUUAGCUAGCUAGUAAACUUUUGCCAUAUUAGCAUAAACAUUAAUAAAUAAGUCAAAACACCUCAAAACAAGAUAUGGUAUCAAGAAUAAGAUACAACUAGUUUAAAAGAGCCACCUACGAUUCCCCACACAUAAUUUUUAUGACGUUGUCAGGCAACCCGUCUAUAGGGAUUUUAUUUUAAAUGGUAAUCUUGAGAUCAUCUUGAGAUGCAGGUAGAGUGUGUGGACUGUUUGGAUGUGUAACUAAGGCGAUGAUGGUGAUGAUUGUGAUGAUGACGAUUAUGAUAAUGAUGUCGGUGAUAAUGACUGUGACAAUGGUGAUGAUAGUGAUGGUGAUGAUGAUGUAUUUGGUGCAGGUCCCCGAGGGAGUUUUUUGACAGCUCCGAGAGAGUCUGUGGCGCCUGUCACUCAGAGUGUCGCCCCAUCAAUGGCUCUGCCUCCUGCCUAGGCCCGGUAAGACGUGUGUGUGUGUGUGUUUGUGCGUGUGUUUGAUCUAUUUUCAUCUGUUUGUGUGUAUUUUCAUUCAUGAGUUUUUGUGUGUGUGUGUGUUUUCAUUUAUAGUGCUGUGAAAAAGUAUUAGCCCCCUUUCUAAUUUUCUCUACCUUUGCAUAUUUUCGAUCCUGAAUGUUAUCAGAUCGUCAACCAAAACCUAAUAUUACAUAAAGGGGACCUGAGUGAACAAAUAACAAAACAAUUACAUACUUAUUUAAUAUAUUUCAUAAACAAAGUUAUGCAACAAGGCUUCCUGUAGUUGUUGAUCAGUCUCUCACGUCGCUGUGGAGGAAUUUUGUCUCACUCUUCCAUCCAGAACUGCUUUAACUCAGCGAAAUUUGCGGGUUUUCAAGCAUGAACCGCUCAUUUCAAGUCCUGUCACAACAUCUCAAUUGGGAUUAGGUCUGGACUUUGACUAGGCCAUUCUAAAACUUCAAAUUUGUUGCUUUUAAGCCAUAUUCAUGUUGACUUGAUUGUGUGCGCUUCCGCUUCAGCUCACAGACGGAUGGCCUUACAUUCUUCUGUAUAAUUCUCUGAUACAGGUAGAACCUUACUUCCACAGUAAGAACCUCAUACCUAUGGUCAAGCAUGGUGGUGGUGGUAGUGUGAUGGUUUGGGGAUGCUUUGCUGCCUCAGGUCCUGGAUGACUUGCCUUAAUAGAAGGAACCAUGAAUUCUGCUCCGUAUCAGAGAAUUCUACAGGAGAAUGUCAGACCAUCCGUCUGUGAGCUGAAGCUGAACCGCAGCUGGGUUCAUGAAAACACUCAAGUGUACAUGAAAAUUGUUAAAAAGCAACAGAUUUGAAGUUUUGGAAUGGCCUAGUCAAAGUCCAGACCAAUUGAGAUGUUGUGGUAGGACUUGAAACGAGCGGUUCAUGCUUGAAAACCCACAAAUGUCGCUGAGUUAAAGCAGUUCUGCAUGCAAGAGUGGAACCAAAUUUCUCCACAGCGAUGUGAGAGACUGAUUAACAACUUCAGGAAGCAUUUGGUUGCAGUCAUUGCAGCUAAAGGUGGCACAACCAGUUAUUGAGUGUAAGGGUGCAAUUACUUUUUCACACAGGGGAAUUAAGUGUUGCGUAACUUUGUUAAUUAAAUAAAUAAAAUAAUUAUACCUUUUUUUUGUUAUUUGUAAAGUCAGGUUCCCUUUAUCUAAUAUUAGGUUUUGGUUGAAGAGCUGAUAACAUUCAGUAUCAAAGAUAUGCAAAAAUAGAGAAAAUCAGAAAGGGGGCAAAUACUUUUUACUAUAUGUGUGUGUGUAAAUACUAUAUGUGUGUGUGUGUGUGUGAAUCUAUGCCCCUCUUUUGUCUUACCUAUAGGGGGCCCACCAAUGUACAGAUUGCCUGCACUACCAGGAUGGGGAGGUGUGUGUGGAGAAAUGUCCCAGUGGGUUGAAGGAGGAGCAGCACACUGUGUGGAAAUACAGCAAUGCCACGGGCCACUGCCUCUCCUGCAACACCAACUGCACACUCUCGUGAGUGUACACAUACACACACACACACACACACACACACAGGCAUGUGAUCGCAUACACACACACAAACUUAAACAGACACACAGAUAUGACAUGAGACAUACACACACAAACAGGCGUGUGAACAAACACACAAACAGGCAUGUGAACACACACAUAUACACACACACACAGUUCAGACACACACACACAGGCAUGUGAUCACAUACACACACACAAACUUAAACACACACAGAGAUAUGACAUGAGAUAUACACACACACAAACAGGUACGUGAACACAUAAACACACACACACACACCACCACCAAACUGCACAAUGCUAAUGCUGCUUUCUCUUUCUUAGGUGCACUCAGAAGGAUGAAAGAGGCUGCCCCAUCCAUACUAAAACAGGGUAACGUUUUCCAUCACAAAUAUCUGUUAUGUUCUGAUAUCCCAUUGUCUUUCAAAUUAUAAAUUUUUUCAAACCACACUCACCACUUUGCUGCUGUUUCUCCCCUCUAUCCAACUCUCUCCCAUUCUCUCUUUUCCAACUGUCGUAAAAAAUAAAAUCUUUCAUCUCUCCUGCUCUAUAACUUAAGUUCUCCAGCGUCAUCUUUGAGCCUUCUGUUCUGUUCGUCGAGGAUUACUUCAUCUGCUUCAAUGCAUUCACAAAAAAAGCACAAGGAAGCCAAGAGUUUUAUGAAUGUGUAGUAGCAGUAAUAAAAGUAGUAGGUCCUUGAUGAAUGUGAAUGUUGCUCUCUAUCUUUCCAGGCCGGGCACGUCGAUAGCGGCGGCGGUGGGCGGGGCGGUGCUCUUCCUCAUCCUAUUGGGUCUGCUGGUGUUCUACCUACGCCGACAGAAACAGCUCAAAAGGAAGGAGACAUUGAGGAGGAUCCUCCAGGAGCAUGAGGUGGGUGUGGGCACUGCCAUGACACAUGGGGCUGGCGUGAAGCAUCAUGGAGGUUGUAGUUCAAAAGACAGAUUUUGGAAAAUGAUUCAUGUGAAGCUUGUAAAUUAUCUAUUUGUAAUAUCAAUAGGUAGAUCAUACAACGUGUUAAUAAGCUGUCUGUUUUAUAGUUACAGGGGUUAAAGUUCUCUGUCACUGCGACGGAUUUCCUUCAUAUGGAUUCAUAUAUUUAUUUUAAUAUAUUGAAUAGGACUAGAAUUGGUCAAGUUUAAUACAGGUACAAAAUGAUCCUCUUUCCCUAAGAACAUGAUGGUCAUGCCUUUUUUACAUGAAACGGGAGGUUAAUUUGGCCCCAGACAAUCAAUCUGACAUCAACUUACGUUUCAGUCAUGGGAUCUUUUUCUUCUUUAACCCCUGUAGUUAAUCUGUUAUUAGUGUUUCCCAGGGCAUUAUCAAUGUUGUAGGUCUUGUAGUAACACAAAGCGUGAUAAAAGUUUCAGUUCUAAGUGAAAGAGUCAGUGAUUACAGUUCUAGUUUUAACUGCAAGCAUGAUGGGAGUCUUCUCUCUGUCUGUAGCUGGUGGAGCCUCUGACUCCCAGCGGAGCCAUGCCCAAUCAGGCCCAGAUGCGCAUCCUCAAGGAGACAGAGCUAAAGAAGCUAAGAGUUCUGGGCUCAGGAGCCUUCGGCACUGUCUACAAGGUGUGUGUGCGUGCGUGCAUCUGUCUGUCUGUCUUUUGCAUUGUCUAGAAGAUACCCUCAUCGAAUAGUUUAAAAUUGAAUCUAACAUUGAUGUCAACAUCAUUUACUGAAACUAUAACUUUUUCUAAAGUUAUUAUGUUAUUAUAGUGUAAUUAUAAUGGGAAUAUACUCAUUCCAGGGGGCAUGGGCUCCUGAUGGGGAGAAUGUGAAGAUCCCGGUGGCCAUCAAGGUUUUGCGGGAGAACACCUCGCCCAAGGCCAACAAGGAGAUCCUGGAUGUGAGUUUCAGUAUAAACCCAUCCUUCUUUUAAUUAAUUAUCUCUUUCUCUUACGCACAGACUAUCACUCUCUUUCUCGCUCUUUCUCUCUCACACACACACACACACACACAUAGGAGGCGUACGUAAUGGCCGGUGUGGCCAGUCCCUAUGUGUGUCGUCUGCUGGGUAUCUGCCUGACCUCCACGGUUCAGCUGGUCACCCAGCUCAUGCCCUACGGCUGCCUGCUGGACUACGUCCGAGAGAACAAGGACCACAUCGGCUCCCAGUACCUCCUCAACUGGUGUGUGCAGAUAGCGAAGGUGAGGCUACGAGAGAUAUGAUCAAUCCAUCUGUCCAUCAUUCAUUAGUUCGUCCGUCUGCAAGGGAUCAUAAUGUCUAUGGGUCAAAUUUCUUAUUUUGUGCCUUUGUGUGUGUGUGUGUGUGUGUGUAGGGGAUGAGCUACCUGGAGGAUGUACGUCUUGUGCACAGGGACCUGGCAGCCCGUAACGUCCUGGUAAAGAACCCCAACCACGUCAAGAUAACUGACUUCGGCCUGGCUCGCCUGUUGGACAUAGACGAAACAGAGUACCAUGCAGACGGAGGCAAGGUAGGGCACUGUAUGUGUGUGUGUUAUAUGAGUGUACAAAACAUUAGGAACACCUGCUAUUUCCAUGACAUGGACAGACCAGGUGAAAGCAAUGAUCCCUUAUUGAUGUCACCUGUUAAGUCCACUUCAAUCCACUUAAAAUCCACUUCAAUCAGUGUAAGUCUAUCUGGUAAUAUUGGUCUAUCUGUUAAAACUUGUAAUAUUAAUCUGUAUGCAGACGACACUGUUAUGUAUGCCAUUGCCCCAACUGUUGACCAGGCUAAGUUAGAACUGCAAUCUGACCUUGUUACCUUACAGAAAGCCCUGAUUGGUUUAAAACGUGUACUUAAUGCGGGAAAGACUAAAUACAUCUUGCAGGGCUGCCAACUUUUGAAGAAAGCUUGGAGUGAGAUUUGCUAUGUGAAUUUCAUUGCCCAAUGGCACAACCCCUAGUUGUGGCAAUUUCCUGCAAUUCUACAUAUUCUGACAUGGCUUAGGCCUAUGACCACAGGUCAGGUGUAUUUAGGACUACUGUUGCAUACGUUGCUAAUAGUUUUGGGUUGGUUGACACUUUAUUCAGACAGUAAUUAAAUGAGAUGGGGAGACAGGAAAAUGGGAGAAACAUUGGGAAGGUUGGGUGCUGGGAUUGAUCCCUGUUCUCAGGUGGAAAGCUGUAUGUGACACAUACCGGGGAGUGUUACCACUACACCAGAGCUCUGCACAGGAAAUACUAAUAUUAAUAGCUGAUGGCAGUGUGUAACCAAAUCAUAGACUGUAUUCUCCUUGUCCAUAGACUGCUUUCAAGGUAAGGACACAAACACUUUGUAUUUUGGGUAAACUAUCUCUUUAAAAUAGGGCUGAAAGAAAAUCCUGCUUGCUCCCCAGGAGGGUAGGCCACCCCUGAUGUUGCCCAAGUGCUGGGUGUUUACAAAUGUUCUUGUUAUAACAAUUAAUUUCUCAAAAUCACCCAACCUUCAAGAAAAGUCUAAUGAACAUCAAUAUUCAGGUGGAUUAUGCCUACUAGUUGAAGAUCCUUGCCAUAAUCUUACUCUUCAUAGACAAAAUAUGGUGUGUUUAUGAGUUGAGUCCCCCUAAAAUGUCGAAAAUUAUAUUUGAUUCCUGGAGCAUUUAAUAUCCAAUGCUUAUUUGUAUGACUUAUUCAAAACUGUCCAUGAAUGGCUGAAAAAAAAUCAUAGCCUCAUAUAAUAAAUUUUCAAAGACACAAGUAUGCAUAUCAGAUUUCAAAUAUGUGAUUAUACUGGCAAAAUUGGGAAGACGUGGAAUCAUAAAAUAAGUGUGGGGAAUAACAGUAGUGUUCUUGCUGACAAGCAGAGUAAUUACCCUAUAUUGUUGCCCAUUGUUAAAAAUGAGAAUUGUUCCACUGAUCAGACUAAAUAAAGCAAAUAGAUAAUAAAAUCUCCUGAAAACAAUAUUGCAUCAAUCUGCCCCUACACCCUAACCAAAUUAUGUUUCUAUUUAUUGUCCCCCCUCUAGAAUAAAACAUACACUUUUGCGUUCACAAUCUGUUUGACAGGAUGAUUUUCAUAGUUACAAAGCAGGUCACCCUACCAAACUUCCCUGCUAAAACAUACUCUAGGUCUGUCUGCUGCCUUUACUUUGUCACAGCCUAAAUGCCAAUCACCAAACUAGGGGACUACUGCACAUUUGUAUAAGACAUGCUGUCAAAAGGCUGCAUUCUGCAAUAGGGGCUGGAGUAACAGCAAUUACAUUUAGUUGACAUUGUACAUAAAACAGCGCUACCGUGCUGCUAUUUUUACAGUUUUAUAAACUCAGCGGAUAACGUUCUCUCUCUCCAUUCAGUUCCACUCGAAUCUUGAUGGGCGUUUCUUUAAAACAUGCAUCCAAUCCCCUUGAUCCCUAACAUAACAUAACUAGACCAAUCAUAUGCUUCAAUAAUCCGAGGUUCAUAGUGCUGUGGCAAAACAGGACAAUGAUAGAGAUUCUGCUCGUGAUGUUAAAUUGCAGGCGGAUAUGCUCCGAUUUCAAAACUAUUUGGAGAACAGUUUAAAAGUUAAUGCGCUGACUAUAAUGGACUAAUUAGAAAAAGAAAAGCAGUACUUUUCAAUUCGUGAGAUAUAGGAGGUGUGCGGUGAGAGCGUGCGAAGAGGGUGAAAUGCGUAAAAGUUGGCAGCUCUGAUGUUGUUCUUUAGUUCUCGCAAUAAUGUUUCAGAUGGAUUACAUAUUUAUUCAUUGGAUGGUUCUAGUGCUGGAACCUGUUUGGGUUUUUACUUUAUCUUCUAUAAUGGUAUUUAAAUGUUUGUUUUGUUAAAUGUCAUAUGCAACUCUGUCGCGUUUAUGGUUUACUCCAUUUGCUACAUGAAUCGUCUUUCUCCCUCUCCUCCUGUUCCUUCCCACACCAAGCUCUGCCCCCUGUCACUCAAGGAGCGAGCAGUUGCUCGACCAAGGAGUCACGAGCACUUUCAUACCGUUCAUUCUGCAGUCUGCAUAGUCAUAUGCAGAAAGAUGUUGGUGAUAAGGAGGCUGCUUUCUACAAGCGUUCUAUAAUUACAACAUUACUUUGUGUAUCUUACUGUCUGCUAGUUUGUCUUUUCUUAGCAAGUUCUAGCUAAAAUAAAUAGUGUUAGCCGCUAAUCGUUAGUUAGCUUGCUAGCUAGCUUGCUAAAUGUACUGAGUCAGCGCAAACGUAGCUAGCUAACACAGCCAGGUACCAGUAAUGGUGUAGGCUUAGAUAACCAUGUUUGUGCAACGGUAUCUUCCAAAUCAGAGAAGAAUAGACGAAGCAUGAGGUGAUAAACCAUGUAAUGUAACCUAUAAUUAGAGUCCCCUGGAAACACUGACCAACACUUAGGUUCCUACCCUGUCAAUAAUUCCUCCCUGGCUUAUUCAUUCAUUGUCAUGUCAAACAAUAAUGUAGGGUGCUGCCCACUAGAUUCCAACUAUAUAAUUAGAUUAAUCAUUCUAUUUCCAUGAUUCCAACAGUUUAAUUAACUAGGCCUAGAUUUUUGGCACAUAUUAUGCAGCUGUGCGGGGCACAGUGUGGAAAUAAUAACAAAAGUGCAGGAAAUGCAGAAAAUUAUUUUUGUUUUGAAGUUGGAUUGAACAGUAUACAACAUUCAGAAUAGAGAAAGCCCCAUUGAAAUCACGUAUAAUGUAUGUGUUUCCACCCUAGGGUCAUGAACUUCUCAUAAAGCAUAUUUAGAACCAUUAUUAUUCCAAAACAUAAAAUAACAGCAAAUACCAUCAAAAAUGUGAAAAAGAUUGUGAUAUGAAAUUUGGGCCAUAUCGCCCAGCCCUAGAUGGUGCUCCCAUUGAUCAGGUUCCCGCCUACAAAUAUCUGGCCAUUUGGAUUGACAAAGACUUAAUGUUUAAAAAACAAAUACGGAUGAGUUAGUUAAAAAGCUAAGAUUUAAAGUGGGCUUAUUUUUUAGAAAUAGUUCUUGCCUCUCCGUAAUUUGCAAAUUGUACAGUCAACUUUCCUGCCAGUUCAUGAUUAUGGUGACACCAUUUACCAGAUUGCAGCAGCCACUACUCUUAAACUUUGGAUGCCGUUUACCAUAGCGCCAUUCAUUUUAUCACUGGUGACAGUUUUAAUACUCACCACUGCAUCCUGUAUCAAAAUGUUGGCUGGUCCUCAUUAAAGUCCUGUAGAUCAAUUUAUCACUCCCUUUUUGUUUACAAAGCCCUACUACACAGGCUUCCAACUUAACUAACUUUGUUGUUACAGUAUAAAAAAAACAACAUGAGAUGCCAAACCCGCUCACAGGGUUGGUUAACUCUUGAGGUUUCUCGGGUCUCCACCGAAUUAGGUAAAUUCACUUUUAGUUUUAAUGCACAUCAUUGCUGGAACCAACUGCAAAAUACACUGCAAUUGGGCGCUCUGAUGCCGCUUGGGCAACUUAAAAUAUUAAUUGGGGAACUAUUUGCGGGGGGAUUUUGCUGUUUUUCUUUAUUGUUUGUUGUGCUGUAUUUUAGUUUGUUUUUGUACUGAUCUGAUUUUUAUUGGAUUUUUGUCUAUGAAUUGUAUGUGCAGGGCUCCCUUGCGAAAGAGACCCUGGUCUCAAUGGUGAAUCCCUGUUUAAAUAAAGGUUAAAACAUUAUUUUUUUUAAGAUGAAGGGGAGGAGACAGGUUAAAGAAAGAUUUUUAAGCCCUGAGACAAUUGAGUCAUGGAUUGUGUAUUUGUGCCAUCAGAGGGUGAAUGGGCAAGACAAAAUAUUUGUGCCUUUGAAUGGGGUAUGGUAGUAGUUGCCAUGCGCACUGUUUUGAGUGUGUCAAGAGCUGCAACGCUGCUGGUUUUUUUUAACGCUCAACAGUUUCCUGUGUGUAUCAAGAAUGGUCCUCCUCCCAAAGGACAUCCAGCCAACUUGACACAACUGAGGGAUCCCGGUGGAAUGCUUUCUAGACCUUGUAGAGUCCAGGCCCCAACGAAUUGAGACUGUUCUGAGGGCAAAAGGGGUGCAACUCAAUAUUAGGAAGGUGUUCCUAAUGUUUUCAACACUCAAUGUAAUGUCUACGUGUGUUUGAUGUCUCUGUGCUCUUCAGGUGCCUAUUAAGUGGAUGGCGUUGGAGUCUAUCCUCCACAGGAAGUUCACCCACCAGAGUGAUGUGUGGAGCUACGGUCAGUCUAGCCACUCUAACCCAUACUUAAUAUAUAAAUAAUGCCACCAAGCAUUUCAAAAUUCACUAAGACAGCAACGUCGAAUGUAUUAUUUCAGACUCAACAGUACCUCUGUACAUUUGUGGGCAAUAAAAAGUUAAGUCGUAUAGGCAGUACAAUUGCCAUAAUGCGUGUGCAAUUUGUGUGGUACAGUUUGUUUAAAAAAACCUGUACCACACUUUUUAGUGCCCACAACUGUUUAUCUAUGGCUCUAUAUAAAGUCAACUGAGUGUGAGAUAUAACAUUUAAACAGGCGCCAUGUUGGCACCAAACAUUCAAAGACUACCUUCUAGUUUGAAUAGAGUGUUAUUGUCAUAAUAUCCCACAUGAAAAAAAAAAACAGUUUAGUAUAGAAUACUAAGGUACUUACUAUAGAAUUCUAUAGUAUACUGUAGUAUACUGUAGAAUACUAUACUACACACUGUAGUAUCCCUCGAUCAUGUGUAGUACUUAUUAUAGAAUGUUGUAGUAUACUGUAGAAUAUUACAGUAACUACUACAGUAUAUCAGCAAAUAAACACUUUAGUAAAUAUUACAGUAAUGUCCGCAAAAACAUUGCACUUUUUUAAACUAUAGUAAAUGCAAAAUUGUAGCAUUUGCAUAUACCCUGCCAAUUCCCCUCCCCCAUAUCACAAUUUGUGCCACCCAUAAGUGAGAAACCUACAUGCCAAAUAUAGACCAUGUUGUGUUCCCUACAGGUAAUAGAAAAUAGCUAUUUUAGUAUUUCUUCAAUACGUUUCCUGAAGGAGAAAACCUCCACUUCUAUGUAA